Molecule: messenger RNA, 3364 nt
Organism: Cornus florida
Lineage: Eukaryota; Viridiplantae; Streptophyta; Magnoliopsida; Cornales; Cornaceae
Product: zinc finger CCCH domain-containing protein 5
Exons: 9
Coding region: 162-2717 (851 amino acids)
Biological process (GO): mRNA splicing, via spliceosome
Cellular component (GO): U2AF complex; spliceosomal complex
Molecular function (GO): metal ion binding; pre-mRNA 3'-splice site binding
Source: RefSeq, a predicted model, not a curated record
UCUCAUAUUUAAUCGCUCAAAAAUAUACCAUAUAGGAGUAUUUCGUUCAGACGAUAUGAUCGGACAACUCAAGCCCUAAUCUCUUUGUUCAUACUUCACACCUGCAUAUAGAGAUACACAAACUCUGUAUAUAUAGCCCGUUGAUUCCGGCAGCUGAUCGUAUGUCGGAGCCGGUCGCCGGAGAAGAAGAGGGAGGAGCGUCGGGGUGUGCGCGAGUGAAUCCUCAGUCGGUAGUUGGGGUGUCGGAGGGUGGUGGGAUGAGUCGGAAGGAGAAGAGGAAGGCGGCGAAGAAGGAGAAGAGGAAGCAGAAGAGGAAGGAAUUGGCGGCGAAGGAGCUGGAAGAGGAGGCGGCUCGGCUGAACGAUCCAGAGGAGCAGCGGAGGAUUCAGUUGGAGGAGGAGAGAGAAAGCGAGAGGUUAGAGAGAGAUAGGAAGGAGUUUGAGGAGCACGAGAGGCAGUUUCUCGAGGCAUUAGCGAGAAAAAAAGCGGAAGAGGAGGAGGAGGGAGAUCGUAGGAAGGCUUUGGAAGAAGAAUUAAAUCAAAAUCAGGUUGAACAUCAGAAUGAGUUAAAAGAAGAUGAAGACUGGGAAUAUGUAGAAGAGCGGCCUCCUGAAAUUAUAUGGCAAGGAAACGAGAUAAUUGUCAAGAAGAAUAGAGUGAAGGUCAAAAAGAAAGAUGUAGACCAACGGACAAAGAAAGAGGAUCUGGAUAGACCUACAUCAAAUCCUCUUCCUCCACAAUCCGAAGCCUUUGCUGAUUACAAAAGUGCAUCCACUGUUUCGGCACAACAGUUGUUGGAUAAUGCCGCUCAACAAAUCCCAAAUUUUGGAACUGAACAGGAUAAAGCUCAUUGUCCUUUCCACAUCAAAACAGGAGCUUGUCGGUUUGGGGUGCGUUGUAGCAGAGUUCAUUUUUACCCAGAUAAAUCUUGCACAUUGCUUAUCAAGAACAUGUACAGUGGACCCGGCCUUGCCUGGGAGCAGGAUGAGGGGCUUGAGUAUACUGAUGAAGAGGUUGAACGUUGUUAUGAAGAGUUUUACGAGGAUGUGCAUACAGAAUUCUUGAAAUUUGGGGAAAUUGUAAAUUUCAAGGUUUGCAGAAAUGGUUCGUUCCACCUGCGGGGGAAUGUGUAUGUACACUACAAGUCUCUGGAUUCAGCUGUGUUUGCUCAUCAUUCUAUAAACGGUCGCUAUUUUGCUGGUAAACAGGUAAAAUGUGAGUUUGUUGGUGUGACCCGAUGGAAAGUUGCAAUAUGUGGGGAGUAUAUGAAAUCGAGGCUCAAGACAUGUUCCCGUGGAACUGCAUGCAAUUUUAUCCACUGUUUUCGCAAUCCUGGUGGAGACUAUGAAUGGGCUGAUUGGGAUAAACCGCCCCCAAAAUACUGGGUGAGAGAGAUGGCUGCACUAUUUGGCUAUUCAGAUGAAACUGGGUAUGACAAACAAAUGGAGCAAGAAAGUGCAGGUCAGCUGAGGGGCUCUAGCAAGGUGGUACCAGCAGACAAAGACAGAUAUAACUCCAGAAGAUCUCGACCGAGGGCAAUUGAUUCCUUAAAUAGCAAUUCUGGUGGAAGCUACCAUGAGGAAAAUGAUAUCCGAAGGAGAACACGCUGGCAGAGGCACCGAAAUGAUGAUAGAAAGCAAAUGAAAAUACCUUAUGAGAAAAAUUGUGAAGAGGAAGCAAAUUCUAUAAGUAAUCACCAUAGCAAGAAGAGAAAUUGUGAUGUCAAUUCUGAUGUAGAUGGGUGGGAUAGAGACGGGGAUGGAGAUGAACACCAUAAUAGCACAAGGCGGAGGUCUAGACAUCAUGUCAAAGUGUUAAAAUUCCAGGAUGAACGUGGGGAUGGGAAGAACAGAUGUCGUGAAAAUUGUUCUGAUGGAGAUUGGUCAGAUGGGGAUGGCGACAGUCACCAUUAUCGCACAAGGAGGAGCACAAGACACCAGAAGAAAACGUCUGAAAUCCUGGAUGAUCACGGGUAUGGUGAGAAACGAACUCGUACUACUGAUUCCAGUGGAGAUUGGUUGGAUAAGAAUAGAGAUGGUGACAUGCACUGCAGUCACAAAGAGAAAAGAUCGAGACGCCAAAACGAAGUGUCUGAAUCUCCAGAUGAACAUUGGAUCAGAAAUAACAGAAUUCAUGAUAGUGAUUCCAGUGGAGAUUGGUCUGACAGGAAUAGGGAUAGACACUGUACCAAAACAAGGAAACGCCGAAGGCACAGUAACGAAGUUUUAGGAUACACCGACAAUCAUGCAGAACCAGAAAAACUGUUGAAAGAUAUAUUUCAGUGUAGGGAAUCUCACCCAAAAAAAUUUAAGCGACGGGGAGACCCCAAACGUAGCCACUCAAGCAGAAGGGGUUGUUCUGACGGAGAGGCAAGUGAUGGAGAUUUUGCAGAUGAGGGUUUGAAGUCAGAUGGGAAGCAUGACACGUCUAGUUCGGGUCAAUAUAGUCGGAGAAUAAAAUCACAUGGACUUGAUGGAAACGUGGACGAAGUGGUUCAUGAGGAUCACUUUCCUGAGAAGCAUCUGAAAUCUAAAAGAACAGUUAGAAUGGAUGAGAAAGGUGAGUCCGAUAGUCCAGGUCGAUAUGGUGAGAGAAGUAAAUCACACACUGAUGAAGAAAUUGAAGAACAAGGCCGUUGGGAUCCUGACUUUGGCCAAGAAAAUGUUCCGAAAAGAAGAAAAAAAAAGACUCCAUCCAGGAAAACACCACAUUUCUAGAAGAAAAUAUAGCGGCCGUGGUUGUGAACAGUAGGAGUACUACUGUGAAAGUAGAUCGAGAAGCAGUAGCUGUUCCAGCCGUGGGAAAUACUCUGGAUAGCUGGAAAAAGAGAUGGACUCUGCUCAAGUGUGCGAAGAAUCUGAAGCGAAUCACAAAGAAAGCAUCAGGGACGGCACCUUGAAAGACUUUUGACACUCGUAUGCAUGGUGCAGUCUCAGAGUAAUUCGACUACAGGAUUGACCUGAAAUCCAUAUAUCUGGCAAUGCAGAACUGGUUGAAUAUUGGCAAGUUAUAAGUAGCCGAAAGUGACGUAUGGAAUAACUAUGAAUCUAUUUCUCAAUGCUGCUGCAUAUAAGAAUACUACUAGUUGGAAGUGGGCACUUGCAAGGCAACGCGAAUAGGUAGAUGAAGAGGAAUCGUGUUUGAUAUCUGUUAUUGAUGUUCUCAGAUUGUUUCAGCCUUUAGUUUCUAAAAGCCUACCUAGUUAUAAGCCAAUGUUUCUUCACUUCAUUUCUUUGCUUGCUUCAACAAUAAUUUUUGGAUUUUCGUUUAAUUUCUCUUUAUUUAUUAUAAUUUUGUAAGCAAACUUGAUUUCUCUUACCUUUUUUUUUUUUUUUUUUUAAUAAAAAUAUUCGCGCUUUAGGUA